AGCAGACGCAGAUGGGUCCUCCUCAUCGGACGGCGGAGGAGGGAACCUGCUUGACCCCCAGCACCAGGACAUCCUCACUUGCGGAGUGUGCCAAAAACACUUCGCUCUUGCUGACAUCGUCAGGUUCAUACAACAUAAAGUGGGCUCGUGCAACAAGGAAAAUUUCGCCGCAGGUGCGGGAGGUCAGUGCUACGCAGGAGGGGGUAGUGACGGUGACGAAGGAGGGGGACCACCCCCCUCCACUUUACCCCUCGGUACUAUCAACACCAGGCGACCCAGUAUCUCAGCGCCUAUCAGCGGAAAGAAGAGUCAAAUGCCUGGAAGGGUCCACACACCUCCUCCUGCAUCUCCUAGGUUACCUGCUCCAGGCGAGCUUUGCGUAGACGGAGCCGCCUCCUCGACCCCUAAAAGACGAGCUUCUUCUCCUCUAACAGGAUCCAGUCUGGAUGAAGAUGGAGUCAAGCCCAUCAUCAAGCAAGAGAAGAUCGACACCACCAGCUCGUCACCUGAAGAAGGAAGUUGUAAAAGGAGUAGAACGGAAGUUGCGGAUGCGGAAAGUAAUACCACGCAUAGCG
This is a messenger RNA of Acanthoscelides obtectus, 575 nucleotides long. NCBI's taxonomy places the organism in Eukaryota, Metazoa, Arthropoda, Insecta, Coleoptera, Chrysomelidae. The record is from the annotation of a GenBank genome assembly.